UCGAUCGGCACAGAAGCGAAGCGGUAGAUUUAAAAGUGUGUGCCUUAGGUGUAUCGAGUGAUAGAGUUAGUGCCACACGUGUCGUCACCAUCAGUAUGCCGGAAAUAAAAACGGCAACGAAAAGUGCGCCAACCGGCAAGGAGGAGCCAACCGAUGCUACCGACGUUCCAGUGACCCUUUUCGCUGACCAACCCGAACGCAUGAGGAAGAUCAACGAACUGCGCAAGCUGAUCCAAAAUUACGAUGAUUGUAACCGAAGGUGUGACGAUUUAUUCCUGUGCAGGUUCCUCUACUGCUGCGAUUGGGAUGUCGAGGAGUCGUUUGGACGAAUUGUGAAGUUGAUCAAGCUGAAGGAAGCGAAUCCGGAUUGGUUCUUCCACAAACCGAUCGCUACCUACAGUGAGUUGCUGCAUCGAAACGUCAAGUUCGCACUAGAUCGGCGCGAUCGUAGAGGACGAAGAGUGUUUGUGACACGACUAGGAGCGAUCGAUUUCUCCUCCAUGGCCGUCACCGACCUGGCCAAUCUGGACGACAUCUGGUUCGAGCUGAUGCUGAACGAGCUGGACACGCUCGAGAACGGUGUCACGUGUCUGAUCGACAUGAGCGGCUACUCGCUCAAGAGCUUCCGCUUCCUGACGCCGCAGAACAUCCGGAUCGGCUCGGCGAAGACCGAUUUGCUGCCGUUGAAAAACAUCGAGUUUCACGUCGUCAACUCGUCCGUGUUCAUGAAUGCGGCCGUCGCCAUCCUCUAUCCCAUGUUGAGCAAGAAGGUGAAGGAAAGCGUGCGUUUUCACUACUCCAACUGGGAGUCGCUCCAUGAGUACAUCCCGGCCGAUCUGCUGCCACAGGAGUACGGAGGGACAGCUGGAAAGUCAUUCGACUUCCAAACCAUCCACGGACAGGUGUUGGAUAGAGCGAACGCCUUCGACAGACUGCUGACAUAUGGGACACGUGCGGUGCCGGUCCCUUCUGUGGCGACUUCGUUGGCUUCCAAAGGGAAGAACGCAAAGACGAAAGGAAAGCACAGGGAUUCUGAUAAAAAGAAAUCGACAGUACCAGCGUGUGUUGUCGAGGCGUAGAUUCAAUUAUAGCGUCGAGUCAGAUAAUAUAGUUGAUAAUAUGUAAGUUUUUUUAAUAAUGAUAAGAAAUAAAGUGCAAAUGGG
This is a messenger RNA of Anopheles nili, 1163 nucleotides long. Its product is annotated as clavesin-2. Gene Ontology annotation, molecular function: phosphatidylinositol bisphosphate binding. The transcript has 4 exons. NCBI's taxonomy places the organism in Eukaryota, Metazoa, Arthropoda, Insecta, Diptera, Culicidae. Gene Ontology annotation, cellular component: membrane. The record is from RefSeq and is a predicted model, not a curated record. The coding region runs from base 96 to 1079 and encodes 327 amino acids.